AUGACGAAACACUCCGGGAUUGAUCCGUUAACACAAAUUAGUCCCAAUCAACAUGUAUUAAUUCGAUUGCCUAGUGAUAAUUUGAAGAUUGUUGAAUUGAAAGCCAAUGCUAUUGUAUCAUUAGGUAAAUUUGGUGCUUUCAGAGUAAAUGAAAUUAUAGGCUACAGAUUUGGUACCACUUUUGAUAUUGUAUAUGAUGGGGUGGAGGAAGAGUUUGUCAAGGGAACACAGACCAUGAUUGGGAAGAUCUCUGUGUUGGAAAAUAGGUUAAAGGCAUCUUCGCCGGCAUUGGAGAAUAGCAGUGAAAAUAACCGUGGAUUGAUAAAUCUUGGAAGUGUGGUUCAAGAAAUGUCUAUGGCAGAAAUUGAAGCAAUGAAACGAGAAGCUGCUUCAGGUGACGCUAUCAUCUCCAAAAUGAUUGAAUCGCAUAAGAGUUUCCAUCAAAAGACGGUUCAUUCACAGGAGAAGUAUUUGAAAAGGAAGAAGCAGAAAUUUGCCAAAUUCUUCACUGUUGAAUACCUUGAUAGCUCUGGAUUAUUGCAUUACCUCAUCGAAAAAGGGGAUGUUCUGAGAGUUAUGGACAUCUCUCAGGAAUCUUUAGGCAUGGCUUUGAAUUUAGCGAAUAUCAACUCAAAUGGACAAUAUUUAUGCAUAGAUGAGACUGGAGGUCUCAUAGUGUACGCAAUGCUUGAAAGAAUGUUUGCUGGAGAUAGCAACUCCAAGGCAAACGGUAAGAUUGUUGUCGUUCAUGAGAAUGAACAUCCAAACUUGGAUCUAUUGAAGUUUUCAAGUUAUUCUGACAACUUCAUUCAACGUCACGUCAAAACAAUUUCAGUGCUUGAUUUCUUUGAACCAGCAAAGGAAGCUGAUAUUAAGUCCCUCUUCAAGCCUCUAUCUGCAGAAGAAAUCAAUGACCUGAAAAGUAAUAAGAAAAGUGCUUACUUUCGUCGUCUUAAAUGGUAUCACAACCAACUAUCAAAUAUCGAGGUUGCAGCAAGUUCAUUUGAUGGCCUUUUAGUAGCAUCUACUUUGUACCUUCCGACACUUAUUCCGAGAUUGGGAGAAAAAAUACACGGAUCUCGUCCGAUCGUGUGUUAUUCACAGUAUAAAGAACCUCUACUGGAAUUGAGUCACUCUCUGUAUGAAAACUUGAACUACUUAGCACCAAGCCUUUUGGAGACAAGAUGCAGGCCGUACCAAACAGUAAGAGGUAAAUUACAUCCUCUUAUGACAAUGAAGGGAGGCGGUGGUUACCUCAUGUGGUGCCAUAGAGUACUUCCGGCUGCUGAACCAAAACUCCACCAAGAGACGUUAGAAAAAUCAGAAAUUAAAAAUUCUGACGAAGAAGGAGAUGAAGAUGCUCAUAAGCUUGAUCAGGAAAAGCAAGUAAUCAAGAGAAGAAAGCCGAAUGAGGACAAUGAGAAACUAUGA
Kluyveromyces lactis is the source of this 1431-nucleotide messenger RNA. It is a transcript of the gene GCD10, whose product is annotated as tRNA 1-methyladenosine methyltransferase subunit GCD10. Gene Ontology annotation, biological process: tRNA methylation. The transcript has a single exon. The record is from RefSeq and is a predicted model, not a curated record. Lineage: Eukaryota; Fungi; Ascomycota; Saccharomycetes; Saccharomycetales; Saccharomycetaceae. Gene Ontology annotation, cellular component: nucleus; tRNA (m1A) methyltransferase complex. The coding region runs from base 1 to 1431 and encodes 476 amino acids.